CUGCUUCAAAAUAUGCCAUUAUUUUUAUGAGUGACGGCUUGGCACCAUUUCCUGAAGCAGAACUUCAAACUUUGGUCGAAUUACAUGGUAAUGUCAUCAAGAAAUUUUGGACAUUGGCAUUAGGACAGUCAGAUAUGUCUAUAUUAAAGCGUAUAAACGAAAAAAUGGAUGGAACCUUUUUUAAUCUAGCAGAUUCAAGUGAGUUAGUAGAAGCAUACGCUGAAAUUGCACGGACAUCGUAA
Molecule: messenger RNA, 242 nt
Organism: Didymodactylos carnosus
Lineage: Eukaryota; Metazoa; Rotifera; Eurotatoria; Philodinida; Philodinidae
Source: the annotation of a GenBank genome assembly